Messenger RNA from Exophiala dermatitidis NIH/UT8656, 1263 nucleotides. RefSeq lists its product as uncharacterized. The transcript is spliced from 6 exons. The coding region runs from base 1 to 1263 and encodes 420 amino acids. Lineage: Eukaryota; Fungi; Ascomycota; Eurotiomycetes; Chaetothyriales; Herpotrichiellaceae. Gene Ontology annotation, cellular component: endoplasmic reticulum; Golgi apparatus; plasma membrane. The record is from RefSeq and is a predicted model, not a curated record.
AUGUCGCAAACCCAGGUUGAACAACGCGCCGGCUCCGUUGGGCCUGCUGAUUCAAUCGAAGGGGAAGACCCCCAUAACGAGCAGCCUGGCAAGAAGCAAAAGAGCAGACGCCCGGCGAACACUGCGUUUCGCCAACAGAGGUUAAAGGCAUGGCAGCCUAUUCUCACUCCCAAAACCGUCCUCCCCAUCUUCUUUGCCCUCGGAAUCAUCUUCGCUCCCAUUGGCGGCCUGCUUUUAUGGGCGAGUGCUAGUGUACAAGAAUUGAUCAUCGACUACACCGACUGCAAUUCCACCGCCACCUCCGAGUUCCAGCCUGUUCCCGACAGCAAAGUCUCCUCCUCAUUCAAAUCUGCUAAUGGCACGGUGCGACCUCAAUGGAGAAAGACGUUGAACACUACACACCCUCCGUACAGCGUCGAGAUUGAGAAUACUCCUGUCUGCACGCUUCAGUUCUCGAUCCCCAACGACAUCGGCCCCCCCGUCUACCUCUAUUACCGACUCACCAACUUCUACCAAAAUCACAGGAGAUACGUCAAGUCGCUGGACACAGACCAACUCAAGGGCGAUGCCCUGAGCAAUAGCACCAUCAAGGGGAGUUCGUGCAAUCCUUUGAGGCUGGACCACAACGGCAAAGCGUACUACCCCUGCGGUUUGAUUGCCAACUCCAUCUUUAACGAUACACUGAAUUCCCCGGUCGCAGUGAACGCCGCCGGCGGCCAAUCCAGCCAACAGUACCGUAUGACCAACAAGAGUAUCGCAUGGAGCUCUGACGCGUCACUAUACAAGAAAACAAAAUACACCAAUGAUCAAGUUUCUCCGCCUCCAAAUUGGCAAAGACGGUAUCCGGAUGGAUAUACAGAUGAGAACCCGAUUCCGGACCUGUCAGAAUACGAAGAAUUCCAGGUAUGGAUGAGAACGGCAGGCUUGCCAACUUUCAGCAAACUGGCAUUACGGAACGAUCAAGACACCAUGACUGCUGGAAUUUAUCAAAUGGACAUAUAUGACUUCUUCCCAGUUCAGCUUUAUGACGGGACCAAAAGCAUCUUGAUCUCGACACGGACCGUGGUCGGCGGCAAGAACUCGUUUUUGGGGAUUGCUUACGUGGUCGUCGGCGGGCUAUGCAUUGUGCUGGGGGUUCUUUUCACCGUUGCACAUUUGAUCAAGCCCAGAAAACUCGGGGAUCACACUUACUUGUCCUGGAACAACGACACUCCAGCUACAGCCGUUUCGACCGGGCGGGAAGUUAGGCCGGGAGGGGCUUGA